This is a messenger RNA of Orbicella faveolata, 5847 nucleotides long. RefSeq lists its product as uncharacterized. The record is from RefSeq and is a predicted model, not a curated record. Lineage: Eukaryota; Metazoa; Cnidaria; Anthozoa; Scleractinia; Merulinidae.
AUGAAAAUACAAAGCGAUUGAUUGUCAUUUUCUCUUUACCAACGAAGGAGAAGAAAUGGAAAUGAGUGCGAAGGCAAUGGAGAGACAGAAAUAUCAACAGAAAAUUCUGUAAAAAUGGCAUGUUUACAAGCGGGAACCGUUCUUUCCGCGACCGUAGAACAAGUCUUAGAAAAUUGCCUUCUUGUUUGUGUAAAGUACAGGUCAAGAAUAUUUAGAGGAGUGCUUUUCGACGAAAAGAACGCAGUCGUCUGGAGAACAUCGCUUGAUGGGAAAACAAGUCAUGAGUCCAUGAAAGAGAAACUUUCUGGAGGAGGUAGUGUUGGUGAUGGCGCUUCGAGGUGGUCAACAAGACAAGCCAGCCUAUUCUACAGACGACAGAACAAUAAAUCGUAUCCUUGUAGAAGGAUUCCAAGCUCAUUUGGUGGCCCAAAAGUUCUUACUGAUGCGGAUUUAGCCAAGGAAAGUCAGGAGAGGUUUCCAAACAUGGUGGAGAAAUUGAACACUACAACCAAAAAACCAUCUUCCUCAUGUGAUCAAACAAGGAAGCAAGGGCUGCUUAUGAAAGCCAAGGAAAAUCCUAGACGAAAGACUAGUUUGUCAAGCCAGGGGAAUAUCAAGCGUUCUAAAUCUGAAGCUAACCUGAAGAGGAAGUCCUUAAAUCCAGACAGCUGUAGCAGACCUUCUAAAAGACAACCAGACACUGUGAGGGUUGUAAGCAAGGGUGUCCCUAAAAACGCUGAUAAGAAGCUCUCUAAGGAGGAUUGCAAAAGCCCACUGAAAACUGAAGUAAGCAACGGUAGUGCACUAUCCCAUGGACCAAAGUAUUCACCCACAAAGAGUAUUUCUUCAACGCAUUAUAAAGUUCUCAUGACAAGACCAUGUUCUGUUCCAGUUGUACCAGUUAGUACGGCAUCAAAUACUGGACUGCAAAAACAUGGUACUGUCUUGGUACUUAAAAAGGUUGGUGUGUCCACUAGUGUUGGAAUGAACAUGUUAUCUUCCAGCGAAAGCUUGGAGUCAUUAGUGCCUAGUUUGACCUAUAAAAAUGUCAACUGGGGUAAUGAUGACAAAGAUGACCAGAAUCAAGAGAAACAGCCUGAUUUAGGGUUAAAUCAGAAGACUGGAGUGAGCAAAAACAAGGACAAAGCCACAUCUGACAGAACUGUUUCAGUCAAAGAAGUAAGUGUUACUAAUAUGGUAGCUGAUGACUUUGAAAGUGGCUUAGCUAAACUGGACAUAACUAAACAGGACAUCAUGUCAGGUGCGAAUACAUUUGAUAUCAAUCCUCCAUGUGAAUUUCUUGUGGAGGGUUUGGAGACAAAAAGGAAAAAUGAGAACAGUGUCUCAAGUGAUCAUGAGGAAACACUAGAAGCUACACAGGAAUCAAAGUCUGAAAACGUCACGAUCAAAAGGUCGGCAAGAAUAAGUGAGAGAAGGGCAAACAGUGGGCAACCUCAACUUAAGACUGAAAAUGUGAGAUGUGAAAAAUUUCCUCCAGAAUCUAAUGUGGCAAAAGUUGUUGGCUCAGAUUACACUGGAGUGAAUUCUGUUUCUAAACCUUUGACUCAUGAUACUUCAAGCCAACCAGAAAAAAGGGAAUUGUCAGCCUCAAUUUUGACCCAGCCAAACCCUGUAAAGUCCCAAAGUACCAGGACAUCAAUCAAAUACACACAAAGAAUGUCCUGGAGAAUUCAGCCUCAAGUUGCACCUGUCAACAAUAUCAACUCAAUAGGUGUUGGUGAUAUUGUGUGGGGCAAAGUUCAUGGGCAUCCUUGGUGGCCAGGGAGGGUGUUGGCCAUCAGCGGGAUCAGGAAUGAGGAGACCAACAAUCCGUGGGACAGGGAUGCACAUGUUUCCUGGUAUGGUUCCAACACCAGCUCCAUUAUGCAUUUACACGCUCUUCAGUUAUUUCUACCCAACUUUGCUAAGCGGCACAAGAGGAAUAAGAAAGGAUUUUACAGAGUUGCUGUUCGACAGGCACAAGAAGCCUUGCAGGCCAUGUCUGGCACUGAAUGACAAUUAACUUCCAUUUGCAAAACUGCAACAUACUGGUAAAUGUUUCCUUGGUCUGCUGUUCACUGGGUGAAAUUUAGUAAGAGCUCUAGGGUGCAUCACUGGGCAAAUGAUCUGCAAACCGCUGAUAGCACUUUGAAUCCCAACUUUUUAUAUCUAAUUAUAUUUUGUUAAUUACUUACUCUUUAAAUUUAUACUUGCCAAGUAAGAUCUGUUUUGUUUUCUUUAUGUACUAAUUACUAUUGCAUUAUUUUGAUAAAUGCUUCCUAGUGUUGCUCAGAUAGCUAACACGGGGUGUUUACCCCACUUUGUGCUUGAACAGUCAGAGUUCCCAUUAAUGCACAGGUGUACAUCUUAUAUGCACAAAAAAUGAAAAGGAUGUACACUGUUUUGGCAAAAAUGCAUUCUUGGGAUGCAGGAAAAAAGUUGCAAACUUUUUAGUAAAUAGGCAAAGGACCCCUGAAAAGCAAAAAGAACCCCCAACUCUUUUGAACUGGGGGUCCCAAAGACCCUUAACUAUCAAAACUAGUGGGAACUCUGACAGUAAAUGAGAGGCUUUACAGGGCAUAACCAACUUACAUUGACUUUUGUAUUUGUUUUUAAUUCAUUUAGAUUACUCAGAUAUUUUAACUUUUGUUUACAUGUGGUCUUUGAUUCUAAAAACAUCAUUAUCAGGGCUAUAUUUUUUUCUGGUUUUGGUCUUCACUUUGUAGAAAACAAACCAAAACUGACCUUAACAUCAACAAAAUGUCAUUACCCCCCUCCACCACAAUUCCAGGCCUUUGAUUACAACAACCACCCCCCCUAAAUUUGUAUCUACUGUGACGCAGUAUUUUGCUGCAUUUUUCAUGUGCAACUCAGUCACCGUGCAGUGAUUUAGAUUACUAGUUAAAAGGUCAUUUAAGUUCAAAGUUUAUGAUGUAAUAUUGUAAUUAUUUCAACUGGCUGUUAUUUGCAACUGUCAUCUGUAAAAGUUGAUCUCGUUGAUCUUGUCAUCUAUUACUGUGCAAGUCAGUCAUGAUCAGGCAACGGUACCCAAGUCAUUUCAACUAUCAACUGAAAUUUCCGUGCACAGUAUUGAUACUUAAUUAACAGUCAGAACAGGUCAUAUAAGGGAGUGAAAGUGCCUUGAUAUCAAGUACAGCAGUCAAACAUCCGCUAACAGACACCUCCUGUAGGCGGACACUUAGUAAUAGACCCAGCCACAAACAAACAUGGCACUCUUAUCCUUCCGUAAGCAGACACCUCUCUUAAGCGGACACUUUUUCUUGUCCUGAGGGUGUUUGUUUACCAUUGUUUCGAUUUUAGUUUCAAAAUAUUUAUUCUAACUGACAUCCUGGUUAGAACUAUUUGAAACAAACACCAGUAUUGCAUCACUUGCCAAUGUUACCCUCAAAUAUGUUGGGUAAUUUUUUUAGAAAAUUUGUCUCAACAGUUCUGUCCAGGAUUGAAGUAGAGUAACUAUAAGACAUUUGUGGAUAGAUUAAAGAGAAUUUAUAUACUGACUUGAUGUGCAAGGGCGAGAGGAAUACUGUGAGUGAACAAGAUCUGAUGUCAUGUAAAUAUGUAAAAGUUUUUGUCUAAUACUGUGUUCAUUUACACUAUCAUUGAAAAAUGUUUAGAGUUAACCUGUUACAUGAGCAACAUGUUUCUCCUAAACUUGUUUGUCACUGCAGAGUGUAGCUUGGAAUUGCUGUUACAUUAUUCUAAUUUUAGUGACAAACCCUUUGAGCACUUUCUUUCUUUUGCUGUUGGCUGCAAUGUUAACUGUUUUUGUCCAUGAGGUUGUUCAAUCAUGCUCAAAAUAACCAUGAUUUGCACAAUUCACCAUCCAAUACAAAUACUUCUCAAAGAGAAAGAAGUUUCAUAAUAAGACUAAACAUGUUUCAGUCUGGUGUGAACACAGUAUCACUGUUAAAUAACGAUCAACAUCAUUAUUAUCCUUGUAGCACCAUGAGGUUUUUUAGAAAGGAUGACAAAUUAAAAAUACUUGUAGGAAUCUUACCACUGACUGAAAGUAAGUUAAUUUAUAUUCAUUAUUUGAAAAGGAAAGUUUUUCCCUAAAGAAUUGCAGAUUAAGUAUGUUCAGGCCAAAUUAGUGAAUUCUUGUUAGAUGGCCUUGUUGAAUUUAUAAGCAAAUGAGCCAUAGGCUUAAAUUAAGUUAUUUUAAAUAUUUAGAUAAAGAUCAGAUUGUUAACUUUCCUCAGCAUGUAAAUUUUGUAACAAAAUGAGGAACCAUUGCUGGACAAAUAAAUUAAAGUUACUCAGAGGUUAUACUUAGUAAGUGAAGUUACACUCCACACUCAUCCUGAACAGGGCUUAACUUUGGUAAUCUGAUGAGACAUGGUUUCCUUGUGGUAUGGUGAUUCCAGGCUGAGCACAUUGUUUUAUUUCUAAGACCUCUCAAAAGAAAACAAAAAAAAGACAACUCAAAUUUCAAUGUUCACCCCUGGAAUUGACCCCAGAACCUGUGAUAAUAAAUGCCUAACUGAAGACCAGUUUUAGAUCUCAAUGGAGCAGUUGAACUGAUCUCCUUAAGGUGAUUCCUCAGUAUUGCAUUGCGCAUCCCUUCUACGUUCGAUUUUCACACCAUAAGCACAUGCAAAGAUUUCCCUGAAGCUUAGCUUGACAGCAAAAUAAAUGCUUGAUUUCUCUUAAACGAGCAUAGUGACAUAUUUUUUAUUGCAUAAUUUUGGUGUACAAAUUAUCUUCUUUAAGUUAAAAAAUUAAGAAAAAAGUUGUUUAGAAGGAAAAACAGAUAUAGCUAAAAGAGUGCACAAAACUGAAACGCAAGGAUGUGAAUUAUGACCUUGAAAACAUUUCCAGGAACGUUUUGAGUCAGUCUCAUUUAGAAUUGAGUGAUUUUGCAAAAAAUUAUAUAUUACUUUGUUCCAUGUGCCCGAUAUUUUCUACUAUCAAGAUUUUUUCAAGUAUUGCUUUAAUAACCUUUGCUUCCAGCUACCACAAAAUGCAGCUUGAACUGAUGAAAUAAGGUGUGAUUAGGUAUAAAUGGGGUAAGAUUGGCUCAUCAUGUCUCUUUAGUGAGAAUGGUGACCUAUCUUUUUUAUUGUAUUGUAGGGAACAUUCAGGGAAAGUUUCAAAUAAAUUGUUUGGCAACUUUUAUUUCUGAAGAAUCACCUUAAUGCUGUCAUACAGGCCAAUGGAUGGGCUAACCCAAGACGAAGAAGUUGUCAGAAAGUAAAUGCAAGUGGAUGGAAAAAUAAAAGAAUAGGAAAGAAAUGAGAACCUGCAAUACAAGGAUUUUAUUACUUGGUCACACACCCAAUACUAAGCUUAGCUAAAACUAAGGGUGUUUUAACAUGUUUUAUUGUUGCUAUGGUAACCUGUUAUACAAAAAGGAUGAUCGCAACCUGUUUACUAAUGAUUGGGCAUUUGCGUGAUACCAUUAUUGUAGCAUCACUUGUUAAACAGUGGUAGUAUUCAUCCUUCAAAGUAUAGCUUUUAGAAAAGUGCUUGAAACUGUUGUCAGCUUCCUUAAAGACGUUCGAGCUAAUUGUUUCUGUGCAUCCUUACUAUGCACGCAAAUUCACAUGCCACGUCAUGCAUGAGAGCACACGCUAAGUAAUAAAAUGAGCAAUGAUAGGGCAGAUGGCCAUUGCCAUAGCUUUGUCUGGAUGUAACAAUCUUGUCCAAAAAUGAACAAAAAAUCACGUGGGAAUUUGAAAAUUUUUUUAAGAUUUCUGUGCACGGGACAUUGAAUCCUGCCAUCUUGUGGCUGCAAGGCACAUGAAACUAUGGUCGUUAAAUGUGAACUUGUUCUUUAAGGAACCUCGCCAGUUGAAUAAAUUCACUUAAUAGGUCCAGUUAAACAAC